AUGCUUAUAAAUCAUUUUGAUUUAAGCAUCUUACCAUCACAGAAAUUAUAUCGGAACAUAGAUAAGGGGUAUUCCGUGAUUAAUGAUGAUGAUUUUUGGGAAGAAAUAGAAAAUAAGAUCAUUUCUCAUUCUGACGUUUCAUUUUCUAAAGAAUUAAUAUCUGGCUUCACUUAUGGUGUAUAUCGUAUAAAUAAAGUUGAAGAAAAAGAUGAAAUUUGGAAUUUUUUGUAUUUCUGGACAGGGGAAAAAAUAUGGGAAAGGAAAUACAAUUUUAGAGAUGUCAUGGAAAUACUAAAUAAAGUAAUAGAUAAAUUUGAUGUUCAAAAGACGUUUGUAAGUGAUUUAAUAAGUAUUACAAAUAAAGAUGAUUUUUCAAAAUUGAAGAUGAUUUUUGAUUAUAUUCAUGACUAUGAAACUAUUAAACAUACUAUUGCUCAAAGUCAUGUGGAAUGCAGUACCCAAAUGGUUGAGCUUCUAAAGAACUAUUUUAUGAAAUAUGCUGAAGUAAAAAAUAAAUGUGACUCAGUUAAUGAUACAUUGUGUCAAAUAUUUAAAAAAUUCAUGGGAAUAAAAAAGAAUAAUGGAAACUUAGAAAAAUUAACAUGUCGUGCUGUACGUGAUAAAGAAAUUGAAGUUAAAGAAGAUGUAGGUAUCCCUAAAAUUCCACAGAAAGAUCAAACUUUCACACAUGUGAUCUUAUUAGGAAAUACAGAAGAAAAUUCUGAAUUAAGGUCAUCUGUUGAAGUAGGAUAUUAUAAUGAAUUAGAAGACCCUGUUGGACCAGAAGAGCCUCUUGAAUCAGAAGCUGAUGGGUUUAAUUCAACAACUGUUUCUAAUUCAGCAAAUGGUGGAUUAGAACAAGGUUCUGUGUUAAAACCAGAUGUUGAACUCAAACCAAAUGGUAAAUUUGAAGUAGGUGAUAUAUUCGAACAACGUGAUGGAAUUGAAUCACAUGAUGAUUUAGAAAUAUCUACUGUAACACCAGAAGUCACUAUAUUACAAAAAGCAGAUGAACAUCUGGAAUCUGCUGUAACACCAGAACUUACUGAAUCAAAAGUAUCUAAUGGGUUAUCAGAAUCUGACACAUUACCAAAAAUUAUUGGAUUAUCAGACACUGCUGGACUACCUGACACUAAUGGAAUGUCGGAGAAUACUGUAUCACAUCCACCUAAUGUAGUAUCUGAAAAUCCAGUAAUGCAGGUUCCUGCAACACUAAAUCCCGUGGGAUCACUACUAAAUCCUGUAGAACACCCAAAUGGACUAAAUAACGCUAUUAAAACAGACGACUCUUCGACGGUAAAAUCUUCCCCUGAAAUGUAUUCAUUUUUUUCAUCAACGUAUACUAAAGCUGCAGGCGUUCUACUGUUCUUAGGAAUUUUGAUACCUAUGCUUAUUGUGUAUAUUCUUUCAGUACUUUUUUCAAAAGUACAGAAUCGCUAUUUCAGGAAAAAGAAAAAACCGUAUCAUUUGUAUUUUGAUAAAACACAUGUAUAUCCAUUCUAUUAUGAUAGAAUGUCAGAGGGAAAACCGUACUACAAACAGAAUGUGGGUUAUUAUCCUCUUAUGAUUGAGUAA
Plasmodium gonderi is the source of this 1575-nucleotide messenger RNA. Its product is annotated as variable surface protein. NCBI's taxonomy places the organism in Eukaryota, Apicomplexa, Aconoidasida, Haemosporida, Plasmodiidae. Bases 1 to 1575 code for a protein of 524 amino acids. The transcript is spliced from 3 exons. The record is from RefSeq and is a predicted model, not a curated record.